AUGUCAGCUGAUCGGUUAUAUGAACAAUUACAACAUAAGGAACAAUUAAACACAUUAAACAAUCAAACAACUAAACCAGUUGAAUUGAAAAAAAUUGAAAUUGAAGGUGGUGAAUUUUCUGAUAAUUAUUAUAAUUCAUUAUUGAAUCCAAUUUUAUCAACUAGUCAAGCCAUUCCAUUGAAAGAUUUAAAUUCUGAAUUGAUUAAAUUAAGAGAACAUUUACAAUACUCCGGGCUUUUCAAAGAUAUUUCAAUAAAUGUUGAUUUAGAUGAAAAUUCAUUAAUAAAAAUUUCCAAAAAUGAUUUCUUUCAUGAAAAAGGUGAAAGUAUACCAAUUAUUGCUAAGAUUAAGUUAAAUCAAAUACCACAAUUUAAAUUUUCAAGCUAUUCAACAAGUACUGAUUAUGAUGCAUCAACUGGAUUCCGUUAUUUAGAUCCAAAUUUUUUGAAAAAUGCAUCAUCAUUAUUAAUUGAUAUUAAUUUAAAUUAUGAUCCUUUAAACAAAACACUUAAUAAAAAAAUAUGGGAUUUAACUAUAUUAACUCCUUUUAAGAACUCACCAUCCUAUAGAGCUAUUUUCAAUCCAAUUAUUUCAUCAAUUGAUGCAAAAUCUUGGGCUUCACAUACACAAUUUUCAAGAGGUGGAUUCUUGGGUAUUCAAAAAAAUUUAUCGUUAGAUAAAAACAAUUUCAUCUUAACAAAUGGUGUUUCCAUUAUAAAUAGAACUAUUGGAGAUAUUAGUAAUAGUGCAUCUGAUUCAAUUCGUGCAGAUGCGGGUGAUGAUGUUAAAAUUGGAAUUAUAUCAAAUUUAAAAUAUGAUUCAAUUGAAAAAAUUGGUAGUUUCCCAAUUAAUGGGGUUAAAUUUGAUUUAACAAAUGAAUUUUCUGGUUUCAAUAAUAGUAUUGAUUCAAUUUCACAAAAUAAAGAAGAUUCUGAAUUAAAUAAAUUUAAUAAAUCUGUUUUAAAAUUUGAAAAUUAUAAAUCAUUUUUAAAUAAUAAUUUUACUACAUUAUUUGAUUUCCAAAUUGGUUCAAUCCAUUCCCUUGACUCUAAUAAAUCCAUCCAUAUUAAUGAUCGUUUCCAUUUAGGUGGUAAUGAAUCAUUAAAAGGUUUCCAUUUAAAUUCUGUUGGUUUGAAAAAUGGUAAUGAUUAUAUUGGUGGUUCAUCUUUUUUCAAAACUGGAUUAACAUUUUUCUCUAAAAUUCCAAACAUUUCAAAUAAAUCACCAUUAAGAUUAUAUAAUUAUAUAAAUAUUGGUGAUAAUUUUAAUUAUAAUAAUAAUUUGGAAUUUUUACAAAAAUUAACACAAAACUCUGGUGAUUUGAUUAAGAAUAGUGCAAUUAGUACAGGUUUAGGGUUAGCUUAUAAAUCACCAAAUGCAGUUUUAGAUUUAUCUUAUAAUUUCCCAUUAAGUGAUAGAAGUCAAGAUAAUGCAAAACCUGGUCUUUCAUUUUCAGUUGCAUUGAAUUUUUUUUAA
Molecule: messenger RNA, 1476 nt
Organism: Hansenula ciferrii
Lineage: Eukaryota; Fungi; Ascomycota; Saccharomycetes; Phaffomycetales; Wickerhamomycetaceae
Product: Outer membrane protein assembly factor yaeT
Exons: 1
Coding region: 1-1476 (491 amino acids)
Biological process (GO): protein insertion into mitochondrial outer membrane
Cellular component (GO): outer membrane; SAM complex
Source: RefSeq, a predicted model, not a curated record